This is a messenger RNA of Myzus persicae (green peach aphid), 620 nucleotides long. Its product is annotated as longitudinals lacking protein, isoforms A/B/D/L-like. The record is from RefSeq and is a predicted model, not a curated record. Lineage: Eukaryota; Metazoa; Arthropoda; Insecta; Hemiptera; Aphididae. The transcript is spliced from 2 exons. The coding region runs from base 283 to 555 and encodes 90 amino acids.
UUUACUUAGUUCUAGAAUAAUAAUAUUAAUAAAUUGAUAAUAACAAUUUUAAAAGUAUAGACAUUACAUUUCAGUUUUUAGUUAUUUUUCAGAAUUGCACUUAUUGUAAGAUGUGUAUUAUUAGAAUUCUCAAUCUGAGUAAGGGAGAUGGUUGAAUUAUGAAAUGUAACUAGAAAUAAAAAUAAUAAUUUCUCAUUUAUUACAUUUGUUUGUUCAAUUAACAUUACUAUUUUAUCAGUAUCCAACACAUAACCAAUACAUCUAUCAAUUUAUCAAAAAACCAUGAUACAGGUUACAGAUUUAUCUUUAUCAUUGUGUACUCCCAGUGAAUGGCGUCCCUAUGUAUGCGACAAACCUGGCUGUGGCCGAGGAUACAAAUAUAAAAGUGGACUCUUCAGACAUGUAAAAUAUGAAUGUGGUAAAGAACCACAAUUCCAAUGUAUAGUCUGUCAUAAAAGAUUUACACAGCAGCAAUCACUCAAAUCACAUAUGAUUUAUAUUCAUGGCUUUCCUGUUUAUAAUAAACCAAAGAAUGUUGAAAACAAUUUGACUUAAUAAUUAUUUAAGUUAAAAGUGCUUAUCUAUAAGAAUAUAUUUUAUUAAGUUGUAAGCAUAUUAUA